This is a messenger RNA of Sphenostylis stenocarpa, 213 nucleotides long. NCBI's taxonomy places the organism in Eukaryota, Viridiplantae, Streptophyta, Magnoliopsida, Fabales, Fabaceae. The record is from the annotation of a GenBank genome assembly.
AUGGCAUCAUCUUGGACUCCAAGGCAAAACAAACUAUUUGAAGAAGCUCUUGCUAUAUAUGACAGGGAAACCCCUGACAAGUGGCAGAAUGUGGCAAGAGUCGUGGGAAAAUCCGUGGAAGAGGUCAAAAAGCACUUUGAGAUCCUCAAAGAAGAUGUCAACCGCAUUGAGCGUGGACAGAUCCCAUUACCUAAUUACACAGGUUCUCAAUGA